CAAGUACUCAGUCACAUUUUUAUUUGACCUUCAGUGGGAGGGUACAGAGCCGAAUCAAGCAUGGCAGCCGGAGUUUUUACCAAAGGUUUGUGCGAGCUCCACCACCCCUGGCUUGUUGCAGCCGGAUAUUCCUGUAGUGGACCGCUCUGUGCGACUGCUGCGGCCGUCAAAACACUCCCCUUGCAAACUGAAAGCACAGAUGUCACUGACAAGAUCCUGAACCUUCCCCUUGAAAUGCCAGAUUUCUUCCGAUUGUCAGAACUGUUCUCCUUGAAAGAUCUAUUCAAUGCCAGAGUUCACCUCGGCCACAAGAAAGGCUGCAGACACAGGCUGAUGGAGCCCUACCUGUUCAGCAGUCGUCUGGACCAAGACAUCAUCGACCUAGACCAGACAGUGGAGCACCUCCAGAGCGCCCUAAACUUUACUGCCCACAUCGCCUACCGUGGCGGCGUCAUCCUCUUCGUCUCACGCCGCCGCCAGUUUGGUCACCUGGUGGAGAGCACGGCGCAAGACUGCGGAGAAUAUGCCCACACACGCUACUGGCAGGGCGGCCUGCUCACCAAUGCACCCAUCCAGUAUGGCCCGGGGGUUCGGCUGCCUGACCUCAUCGUCUUCUUCUCAACGCUCAACAACGUCUUCCAGCAGCACGUGGGGGUCCGCGACGCGGCCAAAAUGAAUAUACCCACAGUGGGGCUGGUGGACUCUAACUGCAACCCCAGCCUGGUGACUUACCCGGUGCCUGGGAAUGACGACACACCAGCCGCUAUGGAGUUGUACUGCCGCCUGUUCAAGAUGACCAUCAACCGAGCCAAGGACAAGAGGAGACAGAUGGAGCUGCUGCAGGGUCGAUCAGCAGUGGGCCUCACACCAGGCUCCUAGUGAGCGGCAACAAGGGGGAAUGAAGGGCCCCUGUUUGAGUUAUUUGAAAAUGCAUUCUUCUUUACUCCCUUCCUUGAAGUAAUACCUGAUCUAAAGUAACAGGAUAGGUGAAAUCUUUAACUUUUGGCUAAGAGAGUAGUAUCUGGAGGCAAGUGUUCCACAUCUUAGUUUGCCCCAACAUAUGGAUAUCAGAUUAUGGAUUUAUGACAAAGAAGAGAAGAUAGAGGGUCCAUGUUCAAAUAAUGAAAAUGAAUCAAGGACAUUACUGCUCAAAUAUUCUGAAUACUCUAUGAAGCAUCAUGUUUCAGCAACAGAUUUGGUGAAUUUGUACAGAAUUGUUGCUCUUUUUCUAGAUGUAUCUGGAGAAACUGGUGUACAAAAUGUGUAAUUCCAAUGUUUGUUCCAUCAACUGAUCCAGGUUUGAUCAGCAUGUUUCCAUAUUAAUGCUAAAUCUCAGCUUAUUUUUCAUUGUCUGGUCAAAUUCAAUGAAAAAAUAGCAUUUCUGUAUCAAAUGACAUGAUUGCACUACACUCAUUCUAUUUAUCAAGUAAACUUUAUUUUCACUAAA
This is a messenger RNA of Oncorhynchus nerka (sockeye salmon), 1447 nucleotides long. Its product is annotated as small ribosomal subunit protein uS2m-like. NCBI's taxonomy places the organism in Eukaryota, Metazoa, Chordata, Actinopteri, Salmoniformes, Salmonidae. Bases 61 to 879 code for a protein of 272 amino acids. The transcript is spliced from 4 exons. Gene Ontology annotation, biological process: translation. Gene Ontology annotation, cellular component: ribosome; mitochondrial small ribosomal subunit. Gene Ontology annotation, molecular function: structural constituent of ribosome. The record is from RefSeq and is a predicted model, not a curated record.